AAGAAAAUCAUUCCAAUUGUCGGGCAUUGGGAUUGUGGAAGUCCGGGCAAGUUCAUUUGCAAAUUGCAAUUUCACAGUCGAUUCAAUCCUUGCUUCUUGGCCUCUGCCGGUCACUGUUGCUGCGAUGGCGCAGAAGAAGACCCGUCCAUCCUCCGAUGACCCAGAGGAGCUCACCCGUACCCCUCUCCAGGCUGUCCUGCUAGCCGACAGUUUUGCUCAGAAGUUCCGGCCCAUAACCCUCGAGCGUCCCAAGGUGCUAUUGCCGCUGGUGAACAUUCCGAUGAUCGAGUACACCCUUGCCUGGCUCGAGUCAGUCGGGGUCGAGGAAGUGUUUGUUUUCUGCUGCGCCCACUCUCAGCAGGUGAAAAGCUACCUGGAAAAUUCCCAGUGGACGAAGCAGCCUGGCGCUUUCUCCGUAAACACUAUCGAAUCUCACGACGCCAUCAGUGCCGGAGAUGCCCUACGUGUCAUCUAUAGUCACGGAGUUAUACGGGGAGAUUUUGUUCUCGUAAGUGGCGAUACAGUUAGCAACAUGAGCUUAGCUAAAGCACUCAGUGAACACAAAGACAGGAGGAAGAAGGACCCUCUUGCUAUAAUGACCAUGAUCAUCAAACAUUCGAAGCCCUCAAAGUUGACACAUCAAACCCGUCUUGGGAAUGAUGAAAUUAUUAUGGCUGUUGACCCUGAUACUAAAGAACUUCUUUAUUAUGAGGAUAAGGCGGACCUCUCACAGCAUCAUAUCACCCUUGAUAAGAUGUUGCUUUCUGAGAAUUCUGCUCUUUCCUUACACAAUGAUAAGCAGGAUUGCUACAUCGAUAUCUGCUCUCCUGAAGUUCUUAGUCUCUUUACUGAUAACUUUGACUACCAACAUUUACGCCGUCAUUUUGUAAAGGGCCUGCUUGUUGAUGAUAUCAUGGGAUACAAAAUUUUUACUCAUGAGAUUCAAUCGAGCUAUGCAGCAAGGGUAGACAACUUUAGGAGUUACGAUACAAUUAGCAAAGAUAUACUUCAGAGGUGGACAUAUCCUUUUGUUCCGGACGUUCAGUAUUUAGGAAAUGGCUUGCAGAUGAAGUUAGACAGAGAAGGAAUCUAUAAAGCACCUGAGGUUGUCCAGUCACGUUCUGCACGCAUUGAUGCUUUUACCGUGCUUGGUAAUGCAGCCACAGUUGGUGAUGAUACUAUUAUCUCUAAUUCAGUGAUCGGUCAAGGUUGCACAAUCGGGCACAAUGUUGUAAUAGAAGGUUCUUAUAUAUGGGAUAAUGUCAUCAUUGAAGAUGGUUGUAAAUUAAGCCAUGCUGUUGUUUGUGACGGUGUUCAUCUAAGGACAGGUGUAGUUCUUGAGCCUGGCGUCAUAUUAUCCUUCAAGGUUGAGGUUGGGCAGCAAAUAGUGAUUCCUGCUUACUCGAAUGUUUCCCUUCUUCCACAACCAUCCAAGCAGGAUAGUGAUGAAGAAUUGGAAUAUGCUGAUGCUAGCACGGGAAUUAUCGAAAGCCCAUCAAUUGCUACUAUGAUGAAUACUCAGAAAGUGGAUAUUGGUUUUGGUACCUCAGAUAUGAAUAGGUUGGGGACAUCUGAGCGUUGGCAGGAGCGUGCAAUUCUGCUUAAUGAUUUCUUUUUCGACUUUCUUGAAUCUCGUGCUCCCGUUCCUCUGCAUCCUAACUAA
Molecule: messenger RNA, 1663 nt
Organism: Phalaenopsis equestris
Lineage: Eukaryota; Viridiplantae; Streptophyta; Magnoliopsida; Asparagales; Orchidaceae
Product: probable translation initiation factor eIF-2B subunit epsilon
Exons: 10
Coding region: 125-1663 (512 amino acids)
Biological process (GO): biosynthetic process
Cellular component (GO): eukaryotic translation initiation factor 2B complex
Molecular function (GO): translation initiation factor activity; translation initiation factor binding; guanyl-nucleotide exchange factor activity
Source: RefSeq, a predicted model, not a curated record